CUCACCGUGGUCUCCAUGCCCCACUUCGACAUCAUCACCAACGCCAUGCUGCUCAACAGCAUCUGCAUCCUGUCGGCCGCCUUCCAGGUGUCGGCCGAGUGCAUCGCCAAGGAGAGGAAGCGGAUCAUAGCGCAGCCCCUCCUGGCGGUGGCGCUCAUCAUCCUGGGCUACCUGCUCUUUGCCCUGGGCUUCCUGCUGGAGGACGCCACCCAGACCAAGAUGCGGGUGCAGGUCGCCGUGCCGCUGGCCAUCAUAGGGUCGCUCCUGGUCUCGCUGAACUGGUGGGAGAACUACAGCACGCUCUUCAACAUCGGUUUCUUGGAGGACGUCUCCAGGGACAUAGCUCGGUCUGCAAACAUGGUCUGCAUGCUGUCGAGCACGGUGAGGGUGCUGGUGACGGCUGCGGUGGUCGGGGCGUACGUGCCCCUCUCCGAUCAACAAUGGACUUCGGUCGCUAAGCCUGUGGACAGGGAAGUCAUUGUGGUCUUGCUCCUCACGCAGAUAGGGUCCUCUGCUGUGUGCCACUGGUUUGUUGUAGUGGCCUGUAAGAUGCACAUGUUGCGAAGCAGCUUCGCCGUUCCCAUGUACCUGGCGUCUGUGGUGGUCUUAGCUGUGGUCUGUGGCCCAGUGGUGUUCUUUUACAUGCAACUCAAGGCCAAAUCAAGCCUAGAUCACUACAACGCUACUGUUCACUGCAUGGAACUGACGCAAAGGAAUGACACACAUUGGUCAUUAAAGCUGAUUGUGGACAUCACCCUCACCUUGUGCACCCGAGACAAGUUGAGGGAGCUUGACGCCAUGACUCUCAGCUUCCUGGGCAGUUCCACGGUGUUCUGGUGGCUGGGGCUGGUGUUGAGUACCAUCUACAUGUGGUUCCUGCAUAUCCAGCGCAUAGAGAGAACACAAGACCUGUUUGUCAGACGGCUCUAUGAGGGGGCCUUUCUGGAACAGUCCAUGCUGCUCAAUACACGCUUUCAGAUCAUGAAGAAUGGAAAACAUAAAAGAAUGAAAGAGAAGGUGAUGGUUUACUUGUGCGCUACCAUGUGGCAUGAAACCUACAGUGAAAUGAUGAAGAUUAUAAUUUCCAUGUUCAGACUGGACAAAUACAGGCCAAAGCCGAACCUGAGAAAUGACGUGGUUUUUGAAUUCCACAUCUUCUUCGAUGACGCUUUCAAAGAUGUUACAGGCAGCCAAGGAAGGCAUGUGAAUGAAUAUGCAGAAAUCCUGGUUGAAGUCCUGAAGGAGGUGUACAUAAUCUUCAGUGAGGAGGACCCCAGCAUAUUCAAGCAAAGGGCCCGGCUGCCGGACCAGAGGAUCAUUAGCACCCCCUAUGGUGGCCGUCUGCAUUACACCCUUCCCUAUGGCAACACCCUCAUGGUGCACUUCAAAGACAAGCAGCUGAUCCGCCAUAAGAAGAGAUGGUCACAGAUAAUGUACCUGUACUACUUGCUUGGCUGGAAGUUGAACAAUAAGUAUGCAAUGGAGUUUGGGCAGGGAGAGGAUGAGAGGACUCUAGCAGAGAAGCUUCAGAGAGAGAAGGACAACACCUACCUCCUGGCCCUGGAUGGGGACACUGAUUUCCAGCCUUGUGCAGUGAUGCUCCUGAUCGAUCGCCUGAAGCUCUACCCAGAGGUGGGGGCAGCGUGCGGCAGGAUUCACCCCACAGGCACAGGCCCCAUGGUGUGGUACCAGAAGUUUGAGUAUGCGGUGGGCCACUGGAUGCAGAAGACGGCGGAGCACGUGAUGGGCUGUGUGCUGUGCAGUCCUGGCUGCUUCAGCCUCUUCAGGGCCACCGCCCUCAUGGACGACAACGUCAUGAAGAAGUACACCACCAAGGCCAGCGAAGCCGGCCACUACGUGCAGUACGACCAAGGUGAGGACCGCUGGCUGUGCACGCUGCUGCUGCAGCAGGGCUGGAGGGUGGAGUAUAACGCAGCAUCGGACGCCUACACCAACGCGCCGCAGGACUUCAAGGAGUUCUACAACCAGCGGCGGCGCUGGGGACCCUCCACCAUGGCCAACACCAUCGACCUGCUGGGCUCCGGGCGCACCACCUCCACCCGCAACAGCUCCAUCUCCAUGCCCUUCAUCCUCUACCAGAUCAUCACCAUGAUGGCCUCCAUCCUGGGGCCCGCCACCAUCUGCCUCAUGAUCGCAGGAAGUUUCACCUACAUCUUCCAUCUGGGCUCCGAAAUUGCCCUGGUACUCGCUGUGGUGCCGCCUGCUAUUUACCUGGGACUUUGCUUCAAGCUCAAGUCAGAUACACAGAUCAGAAUCGCUGCGGUAAUGAGCAUCAUAUAUGCUUUAUUCAUGACGGCCACAAUUCCAGCAAUCAUAGGUCAGAUGGUGGAGGAGGGGACAUUUGUGACGCCGGCAGGCAUCUUCUUCAUCAGCAUGGUGGUGAUGUACGUGAUGACGGCGGCGCUGCACCCUAAGGAGUUCUCGCUGGUCAUCUACGGGCUGCUCUACUUCCUCUGCAUCCCCAGCGGAUACCUGCUGCUCACCAUCUACUCCAUCGUCAACAUGAACAACGUCACCUGGGGCACACGCGAGAGCGGCAGGGGGGCCAAGGGCUCUGCCAACACCGCCGCAGCCCUAACGAGACAGGUCAUGCAGGCCAGAUCCUGCUGCUGCUUUUGCUGCCAGAAGCCUCCAGCGGAGGAGCGGAGCCAGGAAAUGGUGGUAGUUCAGCCAAUAGCAGGAGCCGAGGGACAGGAAGUGAAGGAGAACCAGGACCCCGCACAGACAGAGAGCUCCCCAGAGCCCCCACGUCCACAGCCUGAACAGAACUGGAUUGCUCAGCUGCAGAAAAAGGCGUAUGGUUUUGGGUUAUCUGAGAGCCAACUCAGAAUGGAGGAGGAGGAAUUUUGGAGGGAACUACAGAAACGGUACCUUGAGCCACUGGUUGAGGACAAAGAGCAGCAAAGAAAGAUUGCAGAUGAUCUUAAAGACCUCCGGAAUAAGGUGACCUUCAUAUAUUUCUUCUCCAAUGCUUUAUGGCUGGUGGCCACGUUUUUUCUUCAAUUUAUUGGAGAAGCUGUCACCAUAAAAAUCCCAAAGGUCUACCCAAACGGCACUGUGGAUCCCUUCAAGACCUACUCAUUAGACCCAGUUGGGCUUAUGUUCCUCUUGAGCUUCGCAGCUCUUCUUGUGGUGCAGUUCGCUGCCAUGAUCUACCACAGAAUUUACACCUUGAUCCAUUACCUGUCCUAUAUUGACACUGAGAGCAAAGCUGGACACAAGUUGAAGAAGAUGAAGUCCCGAGAUGAUGUCAUUGAGGAGGAGGAUCAAGACUGGCGACAAGCAAACCGUUACCGGACUGUAAAACCUACCCGAAUAGGUGCCAAGCUACCAGAGAGUGCCAGGGCAGGGCCAGGGCAAGAUGAGGAUGAGCUAUAUUUCCAGAACCCAACAGCGAGUGAACGCACAGUCACAGUGGUGUAAAACGAAGAAUAUUAUAGAAUGGAGUCACUGUUAGUUGUUUCAUCAACCUCAUUUACCCCUUGAAGUGUGUCGUUUUGACUACAAUAUGCAUUGUAGCUUCCCACAAGCACAACACACCAAUAUACACGUAUUUUCAUGUACAUUGAUGGUAGGUAAAUUAUUGUGUAUGUACAGCAGUUGAGCGUCAUUGUCAUGGGCUUCAUUUCCCAUAGGGCCCAAGUACUAGUGUACAAGGCCACCCAUAUGUAAUAUACCGCAUGUCAUUACUAAAGGUUAAUAUAAACACUAAUUGUCAUUGCACAUACUGCAUGUUGACACAUUUUAUGUGCAUGUGCAAGGAAAGUAAUUGUAUUGGUGAGGCGGUACAUUUUCCUGAUAAUAUAUUGACUAUGGGGUGGCUCAUACAUGUGAGUGAAACUUACAGUAGGCCUAUGUAGGCCAGCUUAAGUGUGUUUUGGACACGCAUCGUCAUUCAGAGACUGAUGUUUGUGACAAUACAUUUAUCAACACUGUCUUUUUAGGUUUUGUAGUAUCUACAUGUAAAGUGUAUGCACAUUUUAUUGUGAGAUUUCUUCAGUUUGUUAUUGAAUGGGGAUGAUAGGAGUGUA
Messenger RNA from Engraulis encrasicolus (European anchovy), 4052 nucleotides. It is a transcript of the gene chs2, whose product is annotated as chitin synthase chs-2. The record is from RefSeq and is a predicted model, not a curated record. Gene Ontology annotation, molecular function: chitin synthase activity. The transcript is spliced from 17 exons. The coding region runs from base 16 to 3444 and encodes 1142 amino acids. Gene Ontology annotation, cellular component: cell septum; cell periphery. NCBI's taxonomy places the organism in Eukaryota, Metazoa, Chordata, Actinopteri, Clupeiformes, Engraulidae.